AUGUUCAUCGGCAUCUGUGGAAGCAUCUGCGCAGGCAAGCGCACCAUUGCCCAGUAUCUGGUCGACCAUCAUGGCUUCACCUGGCUCUACUUGGAUCAUGGGUCCCGCGGCGGAACGGAUAAGGGUGUCAAUGGAGCCGGCACUCAGCCCACCUCCAACACAUCUUCCCCCCCGGAUGAGCUCCUCGACUUUGUCACCAAGCACUGGCGCGAGAGAUGGGUGACCACCGACAUCCCCGACGAAGGCAUCCUCGACAUGUACUCGCGACGACCUUUCUUCCUCCUCAUCAGCGUGGACGCGCCCCUGACCGUUCGCUGGCGUCGCUUCCGAGCGCGGCAACAGCAGCAGGAGGAGGGAGACGCCAGCCCGGACCGCGACUCUCCCUCCGUCGUCGCCGCCAGCGCCGACACCCUAGAAGCAUUCGCUCGGUUCUCCGACCAGCAGCUCUACGACCCGGCCAGGGGCAUCCACUCGCUCCUGUCCCGCGCCACGGUCCGGCUGCUCAACACGUCCUCGUCGCUCGCGCACCUCUACGCCACGCUCGGCAAGCUGGACCUGCUCAACCCGGACCGCCUGCGCCCGUCGUGGGACUGCUACUUCAUGUCGCUCGCGUCGCUGGCCGCGCAGCGCAGCAACUGCAUGAAGCGCCGCGUGGGUUGCGUCGUGGUGCGCGACAAGCGCGUCAUCUCGACGGGCUACAACGGCACCCCGCGAGGGCUCAAGAACUGCGGCGAGGGCGGCUGCGGCCGGUGCAACGCCGGCCACGGGUCCGGCCAGGGCCUGACCACGUGUCUGUGCAUCCACGCCGAGGAGAACGCCUUGCUGGAGGCCGGCCGCGAGAGGCUGCGGGAGGGCACCGUGCUGUACUGCGAUACCUGCCCCUGCCUGACCUGCAGUAUCAAGAUUGUGCAGGUCGGCGUGGGGGAGGUGGUGUAUAACCAGGGGUAUAGUAUGGAUGGGGAGGCCGCGGCCGUGUUUAGGGAGGCUGGGGUGCGGCUGAGGCAGUUUGUGCCGCCUGCCAAUGGGUUGAUUCACCUGGAAAAGCCUGAGCUAUACAUAUAG
Molecule: messenger RNA, 1062 nt
Organism: Chaetomium strumarium
Lineage: Eukaryota; Fungi; Ascomycota; Sordariomycetes; Sordariales; Chaetomiaceae
Product: cytidine deaminase-like protein
Exons: 4
Coding region: 1-1062 (353 amino acids)
Cellular component (GO): cytoplasm
Molecular function (GO): hydrolase activity; zinc ion binding
Source: RefSeq, a predicted model, not a curated record